CAUAGAUGGGUUGGGUGUUACCAUUUUAAGCCAACUACAUAAUUACAUCUUAUCAAUCUCCCAAGUUGGGGAUUAUUGAACCUACCUACCCACUUCAACCAACUUCAACCAACCCGAAGCUGGAAUCUGCCAGCCAAUAUCUUUCCAACUGCUGACGUCGACGAAAGAUGUGACCUCAUUCGUUUCUUUCUUUCUUAAGCAGAUUAUAUAGUAAACGGAUCUACGAAACGGAUUCUACCUUCGACGACCAAAGUCCGAACUGUCCGAUCCCUCCGUAGACCGGCGCGCAGUUACGAAUCACCCCCCAAAAAUAACUAUGGCGCGCUCCCGAUUCCUCACGCGCUUCCUGCCUUUCAGCCCGACGGCCACGCCGACACAGGCUGCCACGUACCUCCUCGGCAUCGCGCUCUUCAGCAUCUCGUUCCUGGUGUUCCUCAACUCGGCCGUCUCGUUCGUGAUCACGGACCUCCUGGGCGUCAAGACAGGGGUCGGCGACAUCGUCGGCACACUAGGAUUUGUGGAUGAGGUCGUCGCCCUGGUGGCGUGUCCGGCCUGGGGCUUGGUCAGCGACCGUCUGGGCGUCCGAUGGGUCGCAGUGCUGGGCUACGCGAUCAUCGGCAUUAGCUUGUUCUGCUUCGUCCAGGCCCGAAACGUCUACCCUAGCUUGGUGUUCGCCAGGAUCGCGUUCGCGCUCGGGGCUACGGCUUCGGCGACUAUGGUUACGGCUAUCUUGCCUGUGCUUACGGAUGAUAAUAGGGAGACGAGCGAUGGGGAGGACGAGGUACUGGGGAAUGAAAAUGGGAAUGGAGAGAGUAGGAGCGUGAGGAGUGCGGCCUCUAGUCGUAAGUCGGGUCACCAAGCUAGGGAUAGCGUGGCUUUGAGCUUGGAGAGCGAGGCUACGAUUACUCCGGAACGGUUCACACAGCGCAAUCGAAGUGAUACGGGAGGUAGUAGUUACAUCUCAGAUGACUCCUCGGACGCAUACGGCAGCGUCGAGGGUAGCGGCCGUAGACCGUCCGCUUUAGCCGGAUACGUCGGCUUGUUCACUGGCUGCGGAGCUUUAGUCGCCUUGAUCCUCUUCCUCCCUCUGCCGGCUCAGUUCUCAAGGAAAGAAGGCAUCACACCCGCACAGGCCAUCGCGCACAGCUUCUACGUCGUAGGCACCGUCGCGCUCGCCGUAUCCAUCUUCGUGUUCUUCGGUCUCCGCGGGCUCAAAGGCGAGGAAGGGAAAGGGUGGCGUAUGCUCCUCAACCUACGCAAGCCGCAAAACGCCACCAAUCCCACCCCCAACGCCGACUCCGCCGGUCCGUCGUCAUCGUCAGCACUAACCCCAACUAGGAGACCGCUCCCCUAUCACCGCCUUCUCCUCUCCUCCCUCCGCCUCGGCGCCACAGAUCCGCACAUCGCGCUCGGCUAUCUAGGCGGGUUCGUCGCGCGCGCUAGCACGGUCGCUAUCUCCCUCUUCGUCCCGCUGUACGUCAACGCCUUCUUCAUCGGCAACGGCUUCUGUCGCGGCUCGCCGAACGACCCCUCUCCCGAGCUCAAAAAGGAGUGUCGCGCCGCCUACGUCCUAGCCUCUAUCCUAACCGGCGUCGCUCAGCUCGCUGCUCUCCUCUGCGCCCCGCUGUUUGGCUAUGCUAGCCGUAGGGGCGCUGGCAUCGAUUACUCGCUCGUCAUCGCCGCGCUGCUGGGUAUGGCCGGGUACAUCGCCUUCCCGAAGCUGCAGAGCCCCGAGUACAAGGACGUCGACGGCCGCGGUGGCGGACCCGCCGUUUUCUUGGUCGCCGUGCUCAUUGGCGUUAGCCAGAUCGGAGCUAUUGUGUGUAGUCUCGGGUCUCUCGGACGCGGCGUCCUGGCCGUCGACGCACCCGCCGUCGGUAUCGACGAGGAGGAAGAGAGUGGGGGUGCUGAGACGGAUGCUCUUCUAGGCCCGGAUGGCAGCAGUAGCACCUUAAGAGCAAAAUCAGAGCCGGCUUCCCGCGUCCAGCUUAAAGGCUCCAUCGCCGGCGUGUAUUCGUGGUGCGGCGGCGCCGCUAUCUUGCUGCUGACUAAGCUCGGCGGAUACAUGUUCGACGCCGUGUCGCCCGGCGCUCCUUUCUACAUGAUGGCUGGGUUCAACGGCGCUUUGCUUGUUGCUAGUUUGGGCAUUGGGAUCGCGAGUGGUAGGGGUGGGAGGUUUGCUAGUAGGAGUCGGUCGUCGAGUAUGUGAUAUUGGGAAAUUGCGGGAAUAAGGAGAGGAAGGUAUAGUAGUGUCAAAGAAAGGGAAUAGGGAUGGGGGUAAGGUAUGGGGAAAGGGGAUGGAAAGCGGGAAGCAUGGUUGAAUCAUGUGUAAUAAUACUGUUUGUAUAUAUAGUGCAUGGGAUA
This is a messenger RNA of Annulohypoxylon maeteangense, 2364 nucleotides long. RefSeq lists its product as uncharacterized. The transcript has a single exon. Bases 317 to 2209 code for a protein of 630 amino acids. The record is from RefSeq and is a predicted model, not a curated record. NCBI's taxonomy places the organism in Eukaryota, Fungi, Ascomycota, Sordariomycetes, Xylariales, Hypoxylaceae.